AUGCAUGGUUCAUGUAGUACGCCUAAUUCUAUUAAUUAUGAAGCAUCUAAAUCUUUGUCGAAGGAGAAAAGGCUAGAAAGCGAAUUAGGAUCAAGUGUUGCAUUGUCGCAUGAUACAUUAGGAGUUGAGGACAACACAAGCAGUCACUGCAGGUCUAAGAAUACUGUUAGAUUGUCUGAACCGAGUGACGUACAAUAUAACCUUGCAUCAGAUUUGACAGAUUGUUUGACCUCGAUAGCGAACAACACUUUACCAAGGACAGAGCUGCUGUACUUUGAUGGACAGCCAAGUCAAUACUAG
Molecule: messenger RNA, 300 nt
Organism: Heterobilharzia americana
Lineage: Eukaryota; Metazoa; Platyhelminthes; Trematoda; Strigeidida; Schistosomatidae
Source: the annotation of a GenBank genome assembly